UAUUUCAAAUGACGUAAAAUAUUGAACAUGCUUAUAAUGCAUUUUCACAAUAAAUUACUAUUAUUAAAUGCAUGUCAAAUUACUUAAUUUGAAACCUAUUCGCGUAACAGACAUGUUAGUGUAGAUGUAUGCAAGUUUCUAUGUGAAUAACGCAAUCGUGUCACGGACAUGUGAUAUGGGUUGGAAUAUAUGUCUGCGUAGUGUACAGUUUCGCCUCCGACAACCAUGUUACUCCUAGGCGUCAUCUGUUCCAUAUUAGCGCUGCUGCAGCAAGCGCACUCCCAGUGCCUACCGACAGCGUACUGCUUGCCAGCGCCGGCACCUGCUCCGGUCGUUAUUCCAGCUGCUCCAGCCGCGCCAAUCGUGCUCCCAGCUGCCCCAGCCCCGCCUACCGCUGCACUAGCCGCAAUCACUCCGCUGCUAGCAUCAACUAUCUCUGCAUCGCUAGCCACGGCCCUACCUCCGCUGCUAGAAGCGGCACUACCUGCAGUGCUAUCUUCGACGCUAGCUGCAGCAGCCCCCUUGUUGGCAGCUGCUUUACCUCCCUGCGCCCCCGCACCUGUUACUUGCGCCGCGCUCCCCACCUGCCCCUUAUCACCGCCGGUAUUGUACCUUUAAUAUGCGUUUAUAAAAUAAACCCAUUUCGAAAUUUGUUGUGUUAAAAUUAAUAUUUUGCUUUUCCUUAUCUCUUUGGUUAUUUAGGGUUUUUGAAUUACAUUUGUUGUGAUUAAAUACUUGUGUAAUGUUGGGAAAAAAUACGAAAAUGUGCCAGUGUAUUGAUCUAACACUAGCCUUACGAACAUUUGUGUUGUGUGUCGACGUUUGUGUCCCCUCACUAUUCAUUCUGACACUUGACU
Molecule: messenger RNA, 857 nt
Organism: Papilio xuthus (Asian swallowtail)
Lineage: Eukaryota; Metazoa; Arthropoda; Insecta; Lepidoptera; Papilionidae
Product: atherin
Exons: 2
Coding region: 226-618 (130 amino acids)
Source: RefSeq, a predicted model, not a curated record